Molecule: messenger RNA, 255 nt
Organism: Epithele typhae
Lineage: Eukaryota; Fungi; Basidiomycota; Agaricomycetes; Polyporales; Epitheliaceae
Exons: 3
Coding region: 1-255 (84 amino acids)
Source: RefSeq, a predicted model, not a curated record
AUGCAGUUCAAAGUCUUCCUCACUCUCGCUGCUACCGCCGCCGUCGCCUCCGCUCUUGUCCCCGCCGACCGCCGCGACGACGCGGUCACCGGUACCCCCUCUUUCACCACCUUCUUCACCACCCAGACGUUUACCGCGUCUCAAGUCUUCCCGGUCUUCCAAGAGGUGGCCCCCUUCGUCACCACUCAGACGACCAUCACCACCUGGACUGUCUCCCGCACGGUCACGAUGGCCGCCACCGGCACCUCCGCGUAA